UCGACUCGAUUCCUCCGCACCGGUGAUUGGGUCGCAAUGCUUGCGACGGGGCUCACUCUAUCUUAUCCCCUCUCUUUCAAAACCCAAAAUCUCAAGCUCUUAUCUCUUUACACGGAUUCGUCUCCUCAGUCAAUCGCUCGUAAGUUGAUUAAGGAAUCGAAGUUAUCAAGAGUUUUCAGUCGAAAGAUACAAAUCGUAGACUAUGCUUCAUUAGUUCAAAUCUUAAGCCAGAGAAGAUUGCCUGAAGUAGCUCAUGAGAUCUUUAUCCAGACGAAAUCAGAUAACUUGUUGCCAAAUUACAGAACCCUUUGUGCUCUAAUGCUUUGUUUUGCCGAGAAUGGGUUUGUUCUUGGAGCAAGUACGAUUUGGGAUGAGAUGUUAAACAGCUCUUUCGAGCCUGAUCUCUUUCUCAUANAAAGUUUNAUCUCUGCUUAUGUGAAGGUUGGUUGUUUUGAUGAAGUUGCCAAAAUCAUCAAGGAUGUAGAUGCAAGGUACUCUAAGCUGCUUCCGGUUGUGUAUUCACUUGCUAUAUCCUGUUUCGGAGAGAAUGGUCAGUUUCAACUGAUGGAGGGAAUUAUAGAGGAAUUGGAUUCAAAGGGAAUGCCGUUAGAUUGUGCCACUGCUAGUGCGGUCGUCAGAUACUAUAGUUAUUUCGGUACUUUAGAUAAGAUGGAGCAGGCUUAUGGCCGGCUUAGGAAGUUUGGGAUUGUGAUGGAGGAAGAAGAGAUGAGAGCUGUGUUGCUAGCAUAUUUAAAACAAAGGAAGUUUUAUCGGCUCCGUGAGUUUUUGUCAGAUGUUGGCCUCUGUAGAAGAAACCUGGGGAAUCUGUUACGGAAUUCUGUAUUACUUUCAUAUGCAGCUGACUUUAAGAUGAAAAGCUUGCAGAGAGAGUUUAUUGGAAUGCUUGAUGCUGGUUUCACUCCUGACCUUACCACCUUUAACAUUCGCGCCCUUGCCUUUUCUAGAAUGGCUCUCUUCUGGGAUCUACAUCUCACUCUUGAACAUAUGAGACGUUUGAACAUUGUUCCAGAUCUUGUGACUCUCGGAUGUGUGGUUGAUGCAUACAUGGAUAGGCGACUAGCAAGAAAUUUGGAGUUUGUAUACAACCGAAUGAACUUGGACGAUUCUCCUGCUGUCUUAACUGAUCCCCUUGCAUUUCAAGUACUGGGAAAAGGGGAUUUCCAUCUUAGCUCAGAAGCUGUUUUGGAGUUCAGUCCACGGAAAAACUGGACGUAUAGAAUGCUCAUUGGAGUUUAUCUCAAGAAAAAGUUGCGGAGAGAUCAGAUUUUCUGGAAUUACUAGCUAUGCCUGCCACCUCUUUUCUGCAGAGACUGUCAUGCUUUGCUCCUUAUCACAAUCCUGAUGGUUUGAAACAUUGAGGCUUGUGAGUCUUCUUGCAACUAGAUUUACAUUUAUAUCCUAUAUGCCUGUAUUUAGUGGUUUAUGGUUAAAUACAUAGGUAUAUAUUACAAAGUACAGGCGCAUAUGCACAUAUUUACAUUAUUGCAUAAUUUGCAUUAUACCAAGUAUUUGGCUUCCCCUUUUUUUGUUUCUUCUUUGAAUUGAUGGAUCAUACCUACAUUAUAUGUAUUAAUGGAUUUCUAUACUUUUUCUCUAUUUCUUUUGGUAAAUAAGAUUUCAUGUAAAAAUAA
Molecule: messenger RNA, 1652 nt
Organism: Camelina sativa (false flax)
Lineage: Eukaryota; Viridiplantae; Streptophyta; Magnoliopsida; Brassicales; Brassicaceae
Source: RefSeq, a predicted model, not a curated record